Molecule: messenger RNA, 1629 nt
Organism: Vidua chalybeata
Lineage: Eukaryota; Metazoa; Chordata; Aves; Passeriformes; Viduidae
Gene: TBX5
Product: T-box transcription factor 5
Exons: 9
Coding region: 1-1629 (542 amino acids)
Biological process (GO): positive regulation of DNA-templated transcription; pattern specification process; cardiac left ventricle formation
Cellular component (GO): nucleus
Molecular function (GO): DNA-binding transcription factor activity, RNA polymerase II-specific; RNA polymerase II cis-regulatory region sequence-specific DNA binding
Source: RefSeq, a predicted model, not a curated record
AUGUGGAGAUGCAUUGAUUGCAUGGAACUCAACGAGCAAGUGGGGGAUUCGGCGAAGGAAGCUCGUAACAUGGCGGAUAGCGAGGAAGGCUUCGGGCUGCCCAGCACGCCGGCGGAUUCGGAGGCCAAGGAGCUCCAGGCCGAGGGCAAGCAGGACACGCAGCUGGGGGCCACCAGCAAGUCGCCCACCUCACCCCAAGCAGCCUUCACGCAGCAGGGCAUGGAGGGCAUCAAGGUGUUUUUGCACGAACGCGAGCUGUGGCUGAAGUUCCACGAAGUGGGCACGGAGAUGAUCAUAACAAAGGCCGGGAGGCGAAUGUUCCCCAGUUACAAAGUGAAGGUCACUGGACUCAAUCCAAAAACGAAGUACAUCCUGUUGAUGGAUAUUGUACCCGCGGAUGACCACAGAUACAAAUUCGCGGAUAAUAAAUGGUCGGUGACAGGCAAGGCGGAGCCGGCCAUGCCCGGCAGGCUGUACGUGCACCCCGACUCCCCGGCUACCGGCGCGCACUGGAUGAGGCAGCUGGUGUCCUUCCAGAAGCUCAAACUCACCAACAACCACCUGGAUCCCUUCGGACAUAUCAUCCUGAACUCCAUGCACAAAUACCAGCCCCGGCUUCACAUCGUGAAAGCGGACGAGAACAACGGCUUCGGCUCCAAGAACACCGCCUUCUGCACCCACGUCUUCCCGGAGACCGCCUUCAUCGCCGUCACCUCCUACCAAAACCACAAGAUCACCCAGCUGAAGAUCGAGAACAACCCCUUUGCCAAAGGCUUCCGUGGCAGCGACGACAUGGAGCUCCACAGGAUGUCCAGGAUGCAGAGUAAAGAGUACCCAGUUGUUCCCAGGAGCACAGUGAGACAAAAAGUGUCCUCGAAUCACAGCCCCUUCAGCGGCGAGACCAGGGUCCUUUCUGCCUCCUCCAACCUGGGCUCCCAGUACCAGUGUGAGAACGGGGUGUCCAGCACCUCCCAGGACCUGCUGCCUCCUGCCAACCCCUACCCCAUCUCCCAGGAGCACGGCCAGAUCUACCACUGCACCAAGAGAAAAGAUGAGGAAUGUUCCACCACCGAGCAUCCCUACAAGAAGCCCUACAUGGAGACCUCUCCAGCAGACGAGGACCCUUUCUACAGGUCCAGUUACCCGCAGCAGCAGGGACUGAACACGUCGUACAGGACUGAGUCGGCGCAGCGCCAGGCCUGCAUGUACGCCAGCUCGGCGCCGCCCACGGAGCCCGUGCCCAGCCUGGAGGACAUCAGCUGUAACACGUGGCCCAGCGUGCCCUCGUACAGCAGUUGCACAGUGUCUGCCAUGCAGCCCAUGGACAGGUUACCCUACCAGCAUUUCUCUGCCCACUUCACCUCGGGGCCGCUCAUGCCCCGCCUGGGCAGCGUGGCCAACCACACGUCGCCCCAAAUCGCAGACACCCACAGCAUGUUCCAGCACCAAAGCUCUCACCAGCCCAUCGUGAGGCAGUGUGGACCUCAAACGGGCAUCCAGUCCCCUCCCAGCAGCCUGCAGCCGGCGGAAUUCCUGUAUUCCCACGGCGUGCCUCGAACCCUGUCGCCCCACCAGUACCACUCGGUGCACGGCGUGGGGAUGGUGCCAGAGUGGAGCGAGAACAGCUAA